Candidula unifasciata is the source of this 744-nucleotide messenger RNA. NCBI's taxonomy places the organism in Eukaryota, Metazoa, Mollusca, Gastropoda, Stylommatophora, Geomitridae. The record is from the annotation of a GenBank genome assembly.
AUGAUGAAAGCAAAGCAGCAACAGUCUUGCAUUAAAAAGGUAAAACUUCCAGGGAAGCCUGUCUGCUUGAGGGAAACGGUUCCGUUCACUCAUGAAGUAAAUAUCUAUGAGAAAAAUAACUUGACGAAACCAGAGCCACCAUGUGCAGGUGCCUUCAAAGAAAGAGAAACAGGAGGCACAUCGUUCAGGAAGUUCUAUGAACGUGGUGACUUUCCGAUAGCACUGGAGCAUGAUACAAAAGGAAACAAAAUUGCUUGGAAGGUUGAAAUUGAGAAGUUGGACUACCAUCACUACCUGCCUUUGUUUUUUGAUGGUUUGUGUGAAACCACACAUCCAUACGAAUUUUUUGCUAGACAAGGUGUUCAUGACAUGCUCGAACAUGGAGGAUCUAAAAUCCUGCCUGUGAUUCCCCAGCUUAUUAUCCCUAUCAAAAAUGCUUUAAACACACGAAAUCACAAGGUUUUGUGCACAACACUCAAAGUACUACAACAUUUGGUAGUGUCAGCUGACAUGGUAGGUGAAGCACUUGUCCCAUACUACAGGCAGAUUCUCCCAGUCAUGAACAUCUUCAAAGGCAAAAACUUGAAUUCAGGUGAUGGUAUUGACUACAGCCAACAGAAGAGAGAAAACCUGGGCGAUCUCAUUGAAGAAACUCUGGAAGCAUUUGAACGAUAUGGUGGAGAAGAUGCUUUUAUCAAUAUUAAAUACAUGGUACCUACUUAUGAAUCAUGCAUGCUCAACUAA